UAGGCUAAUGCUUGGAUGAGUGUAGGUGUCUGAAUUAACACUCAUCCUCAAUUCCUCAUUCCCUCUCCCAUGGCUGCAAUCAUCCAAACCCUAAUUCUCAGACCUCCGCACCCUAAAACGCUGCCCCAUCCAACGCCCAUUACAUCAAAUGCCAUCAGAUUCUGCAUUUCCACUCACAAAUGCUCAUUACUUCUUCGGAAACCACGCUCUGUCUCCAAGUCAUUCCCCAUCACAGCUGCUCAACAUUCCGCUCAGGGAGAUGAUGCAAGUCAAGCAGCCAGCUCGGGAAAGGCAUUGAUUUGGGCAAAACCUUUGUUGAGUUUUGUGGCAGAUAAUUUUCUUCCAUUAGCUCUAGUCAGUGGAGUGGCAUUGGGUCUUGCAAAUCCUACUCUUGGUUGUCUUGCUGACAGGUAUUCUUUGUCAAAAGUAAGCACUUUUGGGAUAUUUAUCAUCUCUGGUUUGAUGCUGCGUAGUGGAGAAAUUGGUGCAGCUGCUGAAGCAUGGCCAGUUGGAAUUUUUGGGCUAGGUUCUAUUCUAUUAUUUACCCCCCUCUUUUCAAGGCUUAUUUUGCAAUUUCAGCUCCAACCUCGAGAAUUUAUAACUGGUCUGGCUAUAUUUAGCUGUAUGCCGACAACAUUAUCAAGUGGUGUGGCACUGACUCAGCUUGCUGGGGGGAAUUCUGCACUUGCUCUUGCAAUGACAGUGAUAUCUAAUCUCUUGGGAAUUUUGAUUGUCCCAUUUUCUAUUUCCAAGUUCAUAGCUGAUGGAGUUGGUGUUUCUGUUCCAACUAAGCAACUGCUUCGAAGUCUUGUUGUCACACUUUUGAUCCCUCUAAUCUUGGGGAAGGUUUUACGUGAAUCUUUCAAAGGUGUGGCUGACUUUGUUGAUAAAAACCGUAAACUUCUCUCAAUGAUUAGUGCAAUCUUCCUUAGUUUGGUUCCAUGGAUACAAGUGAGUAGAUCAAGGUCACUGCUAUUAAUGGUGAAGCCUGCAGUCUUUCUUGUGGCCAUUGGGAUGGGAACAGUUCUGCAUCUCGUCCUAUUAGCUUUUAAUGCUCUCUCAAUACAGAGCCUCUCAGCCGUCUCCGGUGGUAGCAAAUCCCCUUUUGCUAAGAGACAGAACACCGUUGCUUUUUUGCUUGUUGCUAGCCAGAAAACAUUGCCUGUGAUGGUAGCAGUUGUGGAGCAGCUUCAUGGUACACUUGGUGAAUCUGGUUUAUUGGUUCUUCCUUGUGUUGCAGCACACUUGAAUCAGAUAAUUAUGGACUCUUUCCUUAUCAAUAUCUGGCUUGGAAAGGACCGCACAUCUGAUAAUGCCAAGGUAGCCUGAAAUAUGAGAAUAAGGUCGUGAAUGUUGAUAGACAGCAAUGUUGAAGUACAUGGAUGUUGUUCACAGCGACCUGCUAAUCUUUGCAGAGACCAAAGUGUUUAACAAGACCUGGGCAACCAAUGGUAUUCACCUCAUCCUUGUUAGUAUUGUUGAAUUAGAGUUUUGUGGCGGCUCUUAGUCCCAUUAUUGUUUUUAAUCUAUAUCUAGAGAUCCAUCUUGUAUAGUCAAAUUCUAUCAUUGUAUCAUAUUUACCUCAAAUGGCAAAUACACCAUAGAUAUAUACAUCAUAAAGACUAGACUUGGGUUCA
Vitis riparia (riverbank grape) is the source of this 1637-nucleotide messenger RNA. RefSeq names its product probable sodium/metabolite cotransporter BASS4, chloroplastic. The transcript is spliced from 14 exons. Gene Ontology annotation, cellular component: chloroplast envelope. The record is from RefSeq and is a predicted model, not a curated record. Lineage: Eukaryota; Viridiplantae; Streptophyta; Magnoliopsida; Vitales; Vitaceae. Bases 70 to 1329 code for a protein of 419 amino acids.